AUGAAAAAAGAAACACAGGUGUUGGAAGAGGUAGAAGAAGUAGGCAAGAUGUAUAAGGAUAUAGAAAUCCAGUUAAUAAAGAAACUGCCGCCCAGCAGUGAGCCGGAGACUGAAGCCAUUGUGACUGAAUAUCUGAAUAGUGGAAAUGCAAAUGAAGCCGUCAAUGGCAUGAGAGAAAUGAGAGCCCCGAAACACUUUCUUCCUGAGAUGUUAAGCAAAGUGAUCAUCCUUUCACUAGAUAGAAGUGAUGAAGAUAAAGAAAAAGAGAGCUCUUUGAUCAGUUUACUCAAACAGGAAGGAAUAGCCACAAGUGACAACUUCAUGCAGGCUUUCCUGAACGUGCUGGAGCAGUGCCCCAAACUGGAGGUUGACAUCCCCUUGGUGAAGUCUUAUUUGGCACAGUUUGCAGCUCGUGCUAUAAUUUCAGAGUUGGUGAGCAUUUCAGAACUAGCUCAACCACUGGAGAGUGGCACCCACUUCCCUCUCUUCUUACUUUGUCUUCAACAAUUAGCUAAAUUACAAAAUCGAGAAUGGCUAACUGAACUUUUUCAGCAAAACAAGGUCAGUAUGCAGAAAAUGCUGCCAGAAAUUGACCAGAAUAAAGAUCGAAUGUUGGAGAGUCUGGAAGGAAAGGGAUUGAGUUUCUUAUUCCCACUCCUUAAAUUGGAGAAGGAAUUGUUGAAGCAAAUUAAGCUGGAUCCAUCCCCUCAAACUAUAUAUAAAUGGAUUAAAGAUAACGUCCCUCCCAAACUUCAUGUAGAUAAAGGAUUUGUGAACAUCUUAAUGACCAGCUUCUUACAGUACAUUUCUAGUGAAGUAAGCCCAUCUAGUGAUGAAACAGAUUCUUCCUCUGUUCCUUCCAAAGAACAGUUAGAGCAGGAGAAAAAACUGCUGCUCUCCUUCAAGCCAGUGAUGCAGAAAUUCCUUCAUGAUCAUGUGGAUCUACAGGUCAGUGCCCUGUAUGCUCUGCAGGUGCACUGUUACAACAGCAGCUUUCCGAAAGGCAUGGUACUUCGAUGUUUUGUUCAUUUCUAUGACAUGGAAAUUAUUGAGGAGGAAGCUUUCUUGGCUUGGAAGGAAGACAUAACUCAAGAGUUUCCAGGAAAAGGCAAGGCUUUGUUCCAGGUAAAUCAGUGGCUAACCUGGCUAGAAACUGCUGAAGAAGAAGAAUCUGAGGAAGAAGCUGACUAAAGAACCAGCCAAAGCCUUAAAUUGUGCAAAGCAUACUAUGAUGUAACUGCAUUUGACCUAACCACUGCGAAAAUUCAUUCCACUGUAACGUUUUUCACAAUAUUUAAAGCAGAAGCACGUCAGUAAGGUUUCCUUCUGCAUAAGGUUUUUGUAGUGUGAUGUCUUAAUCAUAGUCUAUCAUUAAAUACUUUAGGAGUAUCCUUAAUGUUUAGAUAGAAUAUUAGCAGCAUGCAAUAAUUACAUCCUAAGUUCUCAAGCAGAGGAAGUCUAUUGCAAAGACCUUCUUUGCUGCCAGUUACCAUAGGCUGUUUUUAAGUUAAAAAACUGAAUAGCAACACUGAAUACUGUAGAGAUGCACUUUGCUCAGUAAUACUUGAGUUUUUGCAAUAUUUGAUUAUCCAUUUGGUUGUUACAGAAAAAUUAACUGUAAUUGAUGGUUGUUGCCGUAAUAGUAUAUUGCCUGUAUUUCUACCUCUAGUAAUGGGCUUUAUGUGCUAGAUUUUAAUAUCCUUGAGCCUGGGCAAGUGCACAAGUCUUAUUAAAAGAAACAUGGUUUACUUGCACAAAACUGAUCAGUUUUGAGAGAUCUUUAAUGCCCUUGAAGUGGUUUUUGUGGGUGUGAAACAAAUGGU
Molecule: messenger RNA, 1823 nt
Organism: Myodes glareolus (Bank vole)
Lineage: Eukaryota; Metazoa; Chordata; Mammalia; Rodentia; Cricetidae
Source: RefSeq, a predicted model, not a curated record